Molecule: messenger RNA, 2820 nt
Organism: Cotesia glomerata
Lineage: Eukaryota; Metazoa; Arthropoda; Insecta; Hymenoptera; Braconidae
Exons: 2
Coding region: 151-1452 (433 amino acids)
Source: RefSeq, a predicted model, not a curated record
UUAAUUAUAAUUAAUUAUUUAAAUUGUUUCUCAAAUCAAUUGAUUACUGUAAGUGAUCUAUUUAUUACAGAAAUAGGAUAAUUAAUUAUCAAUUGAUAUUUAUUAUUGUUAUUUAUUAUUACUAUUAUUAUCAUAUAAAUUUAUCGCAAAAUGACUAAAACAAAAAUGACUUUAGAACAAACACGUGUUCUAUUAACUGCUAAAAUUACCGCAUUGAACGAUGAAUUAACAGCAAAGACCACAGACAUUCAGACUGCUUCUUUACGUUUUCCUAAAAUCGAAAAAAUGUUCGAUCAGUACGAUGCCAGUAUCGACGAAUUAGAAGUGAACAAACCUGAGGACCCAGAAAUAGAACUCGCGGACGGAAUUCGCAAAAUUUAUUACAAUCUUGCAACUAAAAUAAAAAUUCCCAAUCAAGAUGUUCUCAAUGCCACUAUUCAAACUGCAAUUAACGCUUCGACUCUUAAUCGAACACUCGAGACUCAACGACUUACUAAGCUCCCUACCACGGAUUUACCAAAAUUCGAUGGCAAUUUUGAAAAUUGGCUUUCUUUUAAAAAUACAUUUAAGACACUGAUCGACGAACGUAAAGAUUUAGAUGAUCUUAAUAAGUUUUUAUACCUUCGCGGAUGUUUAACUGGUUCUGCUGCAAACAAGCUCGCGCUUUUGGAUGCAAGUGCAGAAAACUAUACACAGGCCAGGGACCUUUUAACAGAAACUUAUCAGAAAGAGCGCGCUUUAGUUUUUAAACAUUAUGACGCCUUUUUAAAUCUUAAUUCAAUAUCAACCCCGACUAAUGAAAAUCUCACUAAAUUCAUAGAUGAUGCUCGACAACACUUAAAUGAUUUAAAAUCAUUAAAAGCAAACCCAACUGACGCAUUUAUAGUAAGAUUAUUAGAACUUAAAUUACCAACAGAAAUUAGAGACAAAUGGGACGAAACGUACGAAGACGAUAACACUCUCCCAACGUUUGACGCAUUUAGCAAAUUUAUAAUAAAAACUGCUUUCCGACUCAGUACACGUAAACCUAAUAAACAGCGCGACUCCGAUGGCUCUUUUAAAAGACGACGUAAUGAAUAUUCGAGUAAUAAUUUCAAGAAACAAAAAACAGACUCACCAGUCCGAGCUUUAGUAACAACCACUUCUACUGCCUGUCCAUGUUGUAAACUAUCUCAUCCGCUCUAUAAAUGUUAUAAGUUUGAUGCAUUAACUAUAGGAGAACGCAUAAAAUUUGUAAAAUCUGCUAAACUUUGCAAUAAUUGUCUUCGCGAACACAAAGGAACUUGCCCUUCCAGUAGUAGAUGUCAAACCUGUAAGAAAUUCCAUCAUACCAAAUUGCACAUUCAACAAAAGACAGUUCAACAACCCUCUAAUCCGAAUACUUCAAAGAACAAUGCCGUAAAAUCCGAGUCACCUAUUACUGUUACGACUGAUAAGGGAUCUACAUCUUGACUAGUAGUACACAACUAUACGACAAUUCUCAGAACACCGCGUUUCCAAUUGAUGAUGAGCGCACUCAUCCAGUUGCGUGAUUCAACGGGUGGAUUCAUACAAGCUCGCGCUUUACUUGACACCUGUGCAACAGCUAAUUUCAUUACUGAAAAUUUGUCUAGCAAAUUAAAAUUGCCAAUGCAAAACUGUUCUAUUCCGAUCGGGGCUGUUAAUGGAAUGCAAACCUUUUCAAAACAUGUCGUUCAAAUAAGUUGUAAAUCUUUAAAUAAUAAAUUUCAAAGAUCAUUAUCAUUUUUAACUGUUAACGAAAUUGCAGAGCUGAGUCCAAAUGAAAUCUUUCCACGUAAUAAAAUAGACAUACCUAAAAAGAUAAUACUUGCUGAUCCGGAAUUUCAUAUACCAAGACCCGUAGAUGUCCUUAUCGGUUCAGGUACCACACUUUCUCUUCUAUCUGUCGGACAGAUUAACUGCUCACAAAAUGAUUGUGAUUUAAUAUUACAAAAACGCAACUAGGAUGGGUUGUAGCGGGAGGAGUCAUUGACGACAAAAAUAUACUUUCUGUAACUUGUCAACUAACUGAUCUGUCGAGUCAAUUAACAAAAUUCUGGACUAUUGAAGACAUAAGUUCUAGUGAUUCUCGAUCUAUUGAGGAUUCUACAUGUGAGACUUAUUAUCAAAACACUACUAUUCGCGAUACAGACGGUCGAUAUAUAGUAAAACUACCCUUUCGCGCAGACGAUGUCGAGUUCGGGAAUUCCAAACAAAAGGCUCUAAAUAGAUUUCUGUCUUUACAGAAGAGAUUAAAUUCAGACUCAUCAUUAAAAUCCGAAUACAAUAAAGUCAUGAAUGAAUACAUCAAUCUUGGCCACAUGGUACACGUACCGGAUGAUAGUGGACCAGGGUAUUACAUGCCCCAUCAUCCGAUAAUAAAAACAUCCAGCACUACCACUAAGAUAAUAGACUAAGCUCAUGGCAAUUCACUGUCAAGGCGCGACAAGAUUUCUGGAAACGCUGGUAUUUGGAAUACCUUCAUGAGUUGCAGACCAGGCAAAAAUGGGACUCCAAUCGAGGGGAUAUUAAGGUCAAUCAAAUUGUCUUACUGAUGGACAAAAACCAACCCUGUAUGCGGUGGCAGCUGGGAGUAGUGAUCGAGACUCAUCCAGGAGAGGAUAACAUAACACGAGUGGCUUCAAUUCGAACAGCUCAAGGCAUAUAUAAACGGAAUAUUACUCUGUUAUGUCCAUUACCAAUCAAUUCUUAAAAUCUGUAAAUUCAAAAUAUUGUAAUCAAGUAAUAUCACUGAUUGUAAACACUAUUCAUAAUAUCUUGCUCAACCUUCGCAACGGGGGGAGUAUGUUUAACCGCUAG